Hermetia illucens (black soldier fly) is the source of this 1421-nucleotide messenger RNA. RefSeq names its product rhodopsin-like. Gene Ontology annotation, cellular component: membrane. Bases 182 to 1291 code for a protein of 369 amino acids. The transcript is spliced from 2 exons. NCBI's taxonomy places the organism in Eukaryota, Metazoa, Arthropoda, Insecta, Diptera, Stratiomyidae. Gene Ontology annotation, biological process: G protein-coupled receptor signaling pathway; phototransduction; visual perception. Gene Ontology annotation, molecular function: G protein-coupled receptor activity. The record is from RefSeq and is a predicted model, not a curated record.
UCGACAGCCAUAUCAAAGUUGCUCUUUAGCAUACGAAGCACGGCUGGUCGUGGUGCUACUCCCCGAAAAAAAAUAACAGAAACGUGUGUUGAAACAGUUUCGAAUCCUUCUGUUUUGUAUCCUUUCGAUAGUUCGUACGAGUCAUCGUGAUCUUUCGGAAAUCUAAAUCGAACCCCUCAAAAUGGCAUUACACCAAAUAAAUCAACCAACUUACCAGGCCUAUGGAGCCGGCAACAUGACUGUGGUGGACAUGAUCACUCCUGACAUGCAGCACUUGGUUGAUCCAUAUUGGAGUCAGUUCCCCCCAAUGAAUCCACUUUGGCAUGGAAUUCUUGGCUUUUUCAUGGCAGUCACCGGUCUUACUUCGGUCUGCGGCAACUUUGUAGUUAUUUAUAUUUUCUCGACAACGAAAUCUCUCAGGACCCCAUCAAAUCUGUUCGUGGUGAAUCUAGCAAUUGCUGACUUCGGAAUGAUGGCCUACAUGGCUCCAGCUACGAUCAUCAAUUGUUACUAUGAGACAUGGGUUAUGGGCCCAUUCAUGUGUGAGAUCUACGCAUUCAUUGGAUCCUUGUUCGGAUGUGUAUCAAUUUGGACCAUGACAAUGAUCGCCUUUGAUCGAUACAAUGUCAUCGUAAAGGGUAUUGCUGGAAAGCCACUAACUAAUGGAGGAGCGCUGAUGAGGGUCUUGGGUAUUUGGCUAUUCUGCGGUUUCUGGGCAGUUGCUCCAAUGCUUGGUUGGAACCGAUAUGUACCAGAAGGCAACAUGACUGCAUGCGGAACUGACUACAUCAACACCGACUGGGUCAGCAGGUCAUACAUCCUCGCGUAUGCAACCUUCGUCUACUACACACCACUCUUCUUGAUCAUCUACUCUUACUAUUUCAUCAUCAAAGCUGUAUCUGAGCACGAGAAGGCCAUGCGAGAGCAAGCCAAGAAAAUGAACGUUGCAUCCCUUCGAUCUGCUGAAGAUGCCAGCAAGAGUGCUGAAGCCAAAUUGGCAAAAGUCGCUUUGAUCACCAUUUCACUAUGGUUCAUGGCUUGGACUCCCUAUCUAGUCAUCAACUUCUCCGGCAUCUUCCAAACAAUGAAGCUUUCUCCAUUGAGCACCAUCUGGGGAUCGGUAUUCGCCAAGUGCAACGCUAUCUACAAUCCAAUUGUGUAUGGUAUCAGCCAUCCGAAGUACCGAGCUGCAUUGUUCCAGAAAUUCCCAUGCUUAGAGUGCGGAAGUGAAGCUCCAGCUGCUGCUGCUGCUCCAAAGGAUGACACAUCCCAGAACACAACAGCUGCCUAAACGUUUACAGAUUGUGGGGACAAAUGACGACUGUGCUGAUGAUGAUUAACUUGAAUUGUCUAUUAUUUGAAUUUCUGUUUAAAUUUUUACGAGCAUUACGAAUAAAUCGUCCUGGAAAAAAAAACACAAA